Messenger RNA from Saimiri boliviensis boliviensis (Bolivian squirrel monkey), 2779 nucleotides. It is a transcript of the gene PELI3, whose product is annotated as pellino E3 ubiquitin protein ligase family member 3. Gene Ontology annotation, molecular function: protein binding; ubiquitin protein ligase activity. Gene Ontology annotation, biological process: regulation of Toll signaling pathway; protein K63-linked ubiquitination. The record is from RefSeq and is a predicted model, not a curated record. Lineage: Eukaryota; Metazoa; Chordata; Mammalia; Primates; Cebidae.
GAAGGGGCGGAGCUCCGCCGACAAGGGCUAAGCUUCGCCGCAAGAGGCGGAGUCUGGAGCGAGGCGGGGCUUUUCCUAGGGGCGGGGACAGUGGGGCGUGGCCUCAGGCCAGGGGGCGGAGCGUGGCGGUUGGCGCUCAUCCCCCUCCCCCGGCCCCGGGUGUCCCCGUGACGAGGCAGCUCGGAGCCGCCGCGGGCCGGGCCCAUCCCGCCGCAGCGGCCCGGGGCCGAGCAGGGGCUAGACGGGGAGGGAGUGGCGCCCAGCGGGGCCCGGAGCGUGGCCAGAAUGGUGCUGGAAGGAAACCCUGAAGUGGGGUCCCCCCGAACCUCAGACCUCCAGCACCGGGGGAACAAGGGCUCUUGCGUUCUCUCCUCUCCCGGUGAAGAUGCACAGCCAGGCGAGGAGCCCAUCAAGUAUGGUGAACUCAUUGUCUUGGGCUACAAUGGAUGUCUAGCAAGUGGGGACAAGGGCCGCCGGCGAAGCCGCCUGGCACUGAGCCGCCGGCCGCAUGCCAACGGAGUGAAGCCAGAUGUCAUGCAUCACAUCUCCACGCCGCUCGUCUCCAAGGCACUGAGUAACCGUGGCCAGCACAGCAUCUCGUACACAUUGUCCCGGAGCCAUUCAGUCAUAGUGGAGUAUACACAUGAUAGUGACACAGACAUGUUCCAGAUUGGCCGCUCCACGGAGAACAUGAUUGACUUCGUGGUUACAGACACAUCCCCUGGAGGAGGGGCUGCCGAGGGCCCUUCUGCCCAGAGCACCAUCUCCCGCUAUGCCUGCCGAAUCCUCUGUGACCGCCGGCCGCCCUAUACUGCCCGCAUCUAUGCCGCUGGCUUCGACGCCUCCAGCAACAUCUUCCUUGGAGAGCGGGCGGCCAAAUGGCGGACCCCGGAUGGCCUGAUGGAUGGACUGACCACCAAUGGAGUCCUGGUGAUGCACCCGGCGGGCGGCUUCUCCGAGGACUCAGCCCCGGGUGUCUGGCGGGAGAUCUCGGUCUGUGGGAAUGUGUACACAUUGCGGGACAGCCGCUCAGCCCAGCAGCGGGGCAAGCUGGUGGAAAACGAGUCCAACGUGCUACAGGACGGCUCUCUCAUCGACCUAUGUGGGGCCACACUGCUGUGGCGCACACCAGCAGGGCUGCUGCGGGCUCCCACACUGAAGCAACUGGAGGCCCAGCGGCAGGAGGCAAAUGCAGCGCGGCCCCAGUGCCCCGUGGGCCUCAGCACUCUGGCCUUCCCUAGCCCAGCCCGUGGCCGCACAGCACCCGACAAACAGCAGCCCUGGGUCUACGUCCGCUGUGGGCACGUCCAUGGCUACCACGGCUGGGGCUGCCGGCGGGAGCGGGGCCCCCAGGAACGUGAAUGUCCUCUCUGCCGCCUUGUAGGGCCCUAUGUGCCCCUGUGGCUUGGCCAGGAAGCCGGCCUCUGCCUGGACCCUGGGCCGCCCAGCCAUGCCUUUGCACCCUGCGGCCACGUCUGCUCUGAGAAGACUGCCCGCUACUGGGCCCAGACACCACUGCCCCACGGCACCCACGCUUUCCAUGCCGCCUGCCCCUUCUGCGGGGCCUGGCUUACCGGCGAGCAUGGCUGCGUCCGUCUCAUUUUCCAGGGCCCACUGGAUUAGGCUCCCUGGAGCCCCCUGCUGCUGUGCCCACCUGCCUGCCCAGGUCCCCACCUCCUGCAGCCCAGUGGGAGCUCUGCAUGUGGGACACUCCCUGCUGGCACAUAGCCACACCAGAUGGACAUGUUGGAUGGGCUGCGCCCUUCCCCCCAACUGUGGCCCCCCACAAGGAGAUCCCCAAGAUCUCCACCCCAGUCAUGCCGAUGGGGCCUUCAGCACCGGCUCUGUCCUGGGUUGAUGGAGGAAAGCCCAGCCCCAUGCCCUUGCCCUUCCUGGGGCAUCCCACAUUGUGCCGCCGACACUGUGUGCCCCUGGGGGAGUGAAGGGGUCAGGAGCCCCUGACCCCCAGAUUAGGCUGGCUGUGCCCUGAGCCUGCCAACCCAGUUUCAGACACUUACCCUUCUUGCUACCACCCUGGGUUCCUCUAUAAACCUCGAUGCUCAGCUGCCCUCACAAGUCCCACAUGCCCCGCAUGCAUGCAAUGCCUCCAGCCCCAGAGUGAGUGGUGGGUAGGUGGCAGGCUGGGCCAAGCAUUUGCUGAUAGCCAGUGGGCUGGACUCUGUGCUAAGUGGUCUCUGGGGAUCCAGAGGCAAUCAGACCUGGUUCCCCACCUGGCAGAGUUCACAGUCUAGAGGAUGACAGACCGUUACCAAAUGGCAACACAGCUUCAUGUGUGCCAGGAUCAGAGUAUGAUUGGGCUGUGGCAGGCCUCACUGGUCAUGGAAAAGUGAGGGAGGCUUCACGGAGGAGGUGGCAUAGGAGCUCAGCCUCGAUGGCUGCUCGGAACCCUCUGGGUCCACAGGAUGGGAAGCGCGCUCUAUACAGAAGGGAGGGCCUGUGCACAGGCUCAGGUGUCAGUAAGCCAGGAAUCCAGGGACAGAUUCAGGGUGGCUAGAGCAUGGACUGCAGGGGGACAGGGAAGGAGGUGGAGCAAAAGGUUGAGACCAUGUGACCAGGGAAGAUUGUGACCAAGGAAGAUGCUGGAUGGAGGAUUCUGAACCUCAUUUGUGGAUGGUCAGGAGUUAACAAAGGGAGGAGAGAGGAAUCACUGGUCAAGAGUGUCGGCUGUGACACAAGGGCCAUCAUCCCUGAAUGUCCACCACGUGCCCCGCACUGUGCUGAUGAUAAUAAUAACUAUGUCCAUUGAGCACUCUCCAGA